UGUGAUGAGCUGGCACAGGGCCUGCAGGUGCAGGUGGAAAUCUGGGACAAAUGAGACGCAGGCGAGUCAGGACAGCCCGUCUCUGCAGGCACCCAGGGGGAGUGGUGGAUGCUGUGCUGGCUCGGUUGGACCCCGAGGUAGGUGCAUUUUGGGUGGAAAGUUUCUGAGCCUUCAGAGAUGGAGGGAGGUUGCUGGAGGAUGCCCCUGAUGGUGCUGAUGGUCCUGACUCUGGCGGUGACCCUGGGCCACUUUCAGCACUGGGGUGGCUUCCAGGAGAAGCCAAUGAGCAAGAAGAACAUGAACUCCACACUUAACUUCUUCAUUCAGUCAUACAACAACAACAGCAACGACACCUACCUGUUUCGGGUGCAGAAACUCCUCCGGAGUCAGAUGCAGCUGACCACCGGAGUAGAGUACAAGGUCACGGUGAAGAUCGGCCGCACCAAGUGCAAGAGGAGUUCCAGAACAAACUCUUCCUGUCCCCUGCAGAAAAAGAAGUUGAAAAAGAGUUUGAUUUGUGAGUCUCUGAUCUACACGGUGCCCUGGAUUAAUUAUUACCGGAUGUGGAACAAUUCCUGCCAUGACAACUGA
Ochotona curzoniae (black-lipped pika) is the source of this 591-nucleotide messenger RNA. Its product is annotated as cystatin-like 1. Bases 178 to 591 code for a protein of 137 amino acids. Gene Ontology annotation, molecular function: cysteine-type endopeptidase inhibitor activity. NCBI's taxonomy places the organism in Eukaryota, Metazoa, Chordata, Mammalia, Lagomorpha, Ochotonidae. The transcript is spliced from 4 exons. The record is from RefSeq and is a predicted model, not a curated record.